AUUGGUCCGGAUGUUCCUGCCGUAAAGGUGCAGCAGCUGCCUGAAACAGCGAAGUGAAAGUAAACCAAUGACUGGACUGGAUAACAUCUGGACUGAUGUGUGGUCAGGGGGAGAAAGAGUUGUGUAUAACAAUAAAUAAAUAAAUAAUUAUGUAAUGCAACUAACUCAGAAGACGUACACACAAAGAGAGGCUUCAGCUGUUGUUGAGUCAUCUUGUCUGACCUGUGGAAGAUGGAUGAAGGGAUGGAUUCUCAAGGAAGUGUGACUGCUGAAGUCAAGCCAGAGGGUGUAAAGAACGACUUCCCCAAAACAGACUUAACAGAUGGAAAAGAUGAACUCUUUUGUGGACCACAAAAGAAUGACGCUACAAAAGUGUCUAAACAAACGGAGAACACGCAAGAUGACGUAGCAUCUCAGACUUCGAUGGACUGUGGGUCUUCAGGUGGGACGGAUGAAUCUGUCCUUGCAGGCAGCGGAAGUGACGCAGCUCAAACACACUGUUCUAAUGGGCAGAAAUCUAAGAGGUCAUCUUCACCUGGUUCUGUUAAAACGACCUCUGUUGCUGCACACUCUCCAAAUCCCAAACUCACGCUUUGUCUUAGUAUUAGUCCCAGCAAGGGUAUCAGUACACCCACCAGUGAUGUGGAGAUGCUGAGUCCGGACAGCCCCAUCUGUAAAACCAUGUUCGUCAACAGCUCUGCAGACAAGGAUCAUGAUGGCAGUGCUUACUCUCAGCAGUGUGUCAAGGACUCUGAUGCUGGAUGUUCGGCCAAAGAAGAAAAAGUCCUUCUGGUUGCCAAGGCAACUGAGGAUGCUGAGAAAGCUGAGUACAGCGGCUCAUCUGAUAUGAGUCAGGACUUAAUUGGAAGCCAGGAUGCACUUCUCGAAAGCGUUUCGUUCAAAUUGCAUAACAUGGACAGAGGAUGGCUUGGGACACCCAUAGACGAGCUGAACAGAAUGCCCCAGUGUGCCCCCCCACUGUCUCACCUGAAAGCAGUGCCUAACCACACUGUCACAGUCAGGACAGAUCUCCUCAGAGAGGGAGCCGUCCCUGUCUCAUACCCCAGCAAGUUCAAAGAUGCGUGGGAUGAUGUGUCCGUGAAGAUGCCCUGCUCCGAGAAGAAUCUGUUUCCUAUGGAGACUGAGGAUGGAGGAGGUGUCCAGAGUCGGUGGGAGCUGAUCCACACUGCCUUGCAGGGAGGGUUCAAAAGUUCUCUGGAUGUGAGGGAUGCUAUAUUGAGAUACAACAUAGCCCAUGCAAAGAAAUGGGACUUCACUGCCCUGAACCUUCUUUGCACAGAGUAUCUCGAGCAUCCAGAGUUACAACUCCUGUUCGAGGCCAUACUACCAGCUAUGGUUGACCUCGCACUCAGUGCUCCUGUCCUCUGCACAAUGCCAAUCCCCUUACUGAAGUCAAGGAUCAACAACUCUCUGACUCUGUCCCAGGAGCAAGUCGCCUGCCUUCUGGCCAACGGCUUCUUCUGCACAUUCCCCCGACGCAACUCCCGCAAGUCGGAGUACUGCAAUUAUCCUGAGAUCAAUUUCUACAGGUUGUUUGAAGGGUCUUCACUAAGAAAAAUAGAGAAAUUGAAAACUCUGUUGUGUUACUUCAGGAGAGUUACACAGACCAAGCCCAAGGGUCUUGUUACAUUCACAAGACAGAUACUGAACAACCCUCCGAACUGGGAAAGUUCCCAGACUCAGCUGAAGCGCCUACACAUCACUUGUGAGGGGACGAUUGAGGAUGAUGGAUACGGGAUGCUGCAGGUGGACUUUGCAAACAGGUUUGUAGGUGGUGGAGUAACAGGACAUGGACUGGUCCAGGAAGAGAUCAGGUUCCUCAUCAACCCUGAACUCAUCGUCUCGCGCCUCUUUACUGAAGCUUUGGAAUACAAUGAAUGUCUCAUCGUAACAGGCACCGAACAGUACAGUAAAUAUUCUGGCUAUGCUGAGAGUUACAAAUGGAAGGACAGCCACAACGAUGAGACUGCCAGGGAUGACUGGCAGAGACGAUGCACAGAGAUUGUGGCCAUUGAUGCUCUUCGAUUCAGGCACUUCCUAGAGCAGUUUCUCCCUGAGAAGAUGGCCAGAGAACUCAACAAGGCAUACUGCGGAUUCUUCCGAAACAACGCCAACAGCAAGCACCUCUCCGCAGUAGCCACAGGCAACUGGGGCUGUGGAGCUUUUGGUGGAGACACACGGCUCAAAGCGCUGAUUCAGUUGAUGGCUGCAGCAGAGGCCGGGAGAGACGUGGCGUACUUCACGUUUGGAGAUGCUCAGCUCAUGAGAGACGUUCACGAAAUACACACGUUCCUCACCGAGAGACAAGUCACCGUCGGGAGGCUGUACAACCUUUUGAACCAGUACUCCAGUCUGAUGUGCAAGAAUUGCCGCACGACGCGACCUGACGUCAGCCUCUACAGUUUCAUCUACGAGAGAGUCUCUUCCCCCGCGUCCGCCGUCGACGCCCCGGAUUCCGCCAAGGAUUCUGGGAUGUCCCCUGUAACGUCGGACUCUCAUUAACAUGGAGAGACCUCCCUCCCCCUGGCUCUACGUGCAAAAGAGACUCCAGGUUCAGAAACCUCCAUGUGCUUACAAUCAUUUUCUCUCACACACACACUCCCUUUAAGUUUGUGAUCCCAACACACAAACUACCAAACACAGUUUUGCCUUUUCUCGUUGGUGGUGUUAUAGGAGAUUCGUAGUAUGUCACCAAAUGUGGUGAAACGUUUCAGAGACUUAUAGCAAUAGUAAAUCCUGGUUGCUGUUAGGCCUUUCUUUAGUCUAAAUGUGAUGUGGAAUUAUUUUCUUUUUACUCUAAUUACAAAUAUGGCCAAAUAUUCAUAAUAUGCAUGGUUGUGGACACUUCAUUAUUAAUAAUCCAGGACACGAUAAUCAUCCCUAGUUAUCUCGUCCUUUAUUGUGUUUGCUACUUGUUUUGGAUCUUCUCUGUUUACCAUACCCAGGCUGUGUUGAGGUUCCUGAAUGCAGAGAGAUGAUGAGAUGCCAUACUGUAGUCUAUGCAUGGGUAACAUUUAUUUAUCAGAAUAUUCUACAAAUAUAUGCUGCUCUUUUAUAUCCCCUAGGAUAUUUAACUCACACAUUGUCCUUAUUUUAACACGAGCCAAAACUAUCAAUAACAUGUCACUGGUAUGAGGUAUGAGAAUCAUCUCAGAUGAAACAUUUAAUUUAUGGUCGUUUUCAUCUUCAGACCUUUGAUUCUAUUCUGAGUAACGUAAUCAUUUUCAAAUAUAUUCAGUGUUAACCACAGUAUUGCUACUGUACUGUAAAAAUAAAUAAAUAAAUAAAGGGGGGAGCAUAUAAUGAAAAAAUUGCACGCAAAAUAUUAUUUUUGUUAAUGUUUUUACUCAACAUGUACUUAGGGGAUAUGGUUAUGUUUUUUAUCAUUUACUGUAUUUUCUGAUUGACGUGUGGGUUCUAUUUAAUGAUGGGUUCAUAAAUACAAUUAAAGGCUAUAAAUGUAUUGCAUAGUACUGUACUUUAGGUUUUUAGGUUGUACUCUAUUAUAAUUUCUUAAUUAAAUUAUAUCCUGUUUAAAUGGUAUUUCUCUGCUCAAAUCAAUAUGAUUUAGUUAAUACAUUUUAAUGUUAACCAAAAAAUUAUGUCAAGAAGCCAUUCUGCUGUAUUUUUUCAUUUCUUUACAUCAGGGUAAUGUAAUUAUUCAUACAUCAUCUAGAAAUAAUUAUUUCAGACUCAUCAGAGAUAAUUAAUUUCUUUUGUCAUGUGCACAUUUGUAACCGUGCCUCGGCACCACCGAUUUAUCACGUAAUUUCAUGAAAUCAUACAUUAUUUAAUCAUUUGAAAUGUGAUUGAUUUUUGUGUGAUAGCACGUGUACCAAGGGCUUUCAGACAAAUUUAAUUCUGCCUCCAAACAUGCUUUAUUAGAUGAAUUAGGCUUCCUAAAUAACCUCAUGACGUGGACUUCCAUAAAGGGGGUGUAGGCUUGGCUAGGGUAAGUGGAUUACACAUUAUCUGCUUCUCCCACUCUUUGUACUGAGCCCGGCAUUGACCAAAUGAGCUUCGGGCUUCAAACAAAGUCCAUUUGGUUUGGCAGACCUGACUGUUGAUGGCUGCCGUGUGCCCGGUCACCUGUACAUGAACUUUAUUUAGGUCACUGGUGCCUCCUGGAUUUAUUGACUGAAUGUGCCAGGGUAAUCCAGCAAAUGAAUAACCAUAGUCGACACAUUUCAACAACAAAUUGUGUCACCAGAAAUAGGAGCUUAGAGAGAUUGUCGCUUGUUUGAUUUCCCCAUAAACAAGAAACCCUAGUCCAGUUUUGUCCUGUCUAGUGAUGUAAUUAUUCUAAAACAGGAUGUAAUUUAACCCCAGAGCCUGUAAUGUUACCCAGCGGCGCAGGUCUUUUCAUCGAUGAACACUAUUAAUAAAACGCCAGAAAGCAACUGGUCUUCACUCCAUCUUUGUCAGGCGGCGAAGUCACUACAACAAAAUGGCAUUUCAGUUCAUAAUUGCCUGACCCUGCGUUCUCUAGGUCAGCCGGAGACCAGCAGCAAACACAAAUGCAAAUAAUGAAAAAGGAGGAACUCUCUGUCAGGGAACACUGAGCGUGAUUGUGUGUUUGUUUUUAAAGUCAAAGCAUACAGAAUGGAUGAAAACAUUUGCUUUUAUUGUUUGGUUAUAUCCAGUGUGCUGUGAAUCAUGUGAAUAAAUAAUUUAAUGGUCAAAUUA
This is a messenger RNA of Sebastes umbrosus (honeycomb rockfish), 4707 nucleotides long. RefSeq names its product poly (ADP-ribose) glycohydrolase a (gene parga). Gene Ontology annotation, biological process: carbohydrate metabolic process; regulation of DNA repair; ATP generation from poly-ADP-D-ribose. The record is from RefSeq and is a predicted model, not a curated record. Gene Ontology annotation, molecular function: poly(ADP-ribose) glycohydrolase activity. Lineage: Eukaryota; Metazoa; Chordata; Actinopteri; Perciformes; Sebastidae. The transcript is spliced from 18 exons. Gene Ontology annotation, cellular component: nucleus; cytoplasm. The coding region runs from base 232 to 2523 and encodes 763 amino acids.